Molecule: messenger RNA, 873 nt
Organism: Folsomia candida
Lineage: Eukaryota; Metazoa; Arthropoda; Collembola; Entomobryomorpha; Isotomidae
Gene: Cib2
Product: calcium and integrin-binding family member 3
Exons: 6
Coding region: 74-640 (188 amino acids)
Molecular function (GO): calcium ion binding
Source: RefSeq, a predicted model, not a curated record
AGUUGGCUUUCUCUCCUCGAGUAAGAAGGAGCUCAAGGCUGGUUGCCCUACCUGGAAGCAAACCUGGCAGACCAUGGGCAACAAAAUCGUCACCUUCACGGAGGAGCAGUUGGAGGAUUAUCAGGACUGCACUUUCUUCACGCGGAAGGAAAUUCUGAGGGUGUUUAAAAAGUUCCGAGAGCUGAACCCCUCCAUCGUGCCCAAGUCCAUGACAGCCAACGAGCCAAUGACGGUCCGAUUGCCGUUGGAAACGGUGGCCAAAAUGGCGGAGCUCAAGGAGAACCCGUUUCGCCAUCGGAUAUGCCAAGUGUUUUCUCGAGAUGGGAAUGGAAUCAGUUUUGAAGACUUCCUCGACAUUUUCUCCGCCUUCUCAGAACAUGCCCCACGGGACAUCAAGGUCUACUACGCCUUCAGAAUUUAUGAUUUUGAUGGGGAUCAAUUUCUGGGGACGGGUGACUUGGAGCAGACGUUGAAACUCCUGACUCGGGAUGAGCUAGCCCCUGACGAAGUGGCCCUCGUGAGUGUCAAAGUCCUGGAGGAGGCCGACGUCGACGACGAUGGGAAGUUGUCCUUUGGAGAAUUUGAACAUGUCAUCACGAGAUCACCCGAUUUUCUGGCUAAUUUCCACAUCAGGAUUUGAACCUCCUCUGUCGACAGCUCUGAAUAUUUCGAAUCGCAUUAAUUAUCCUCACUCUGCCAGUGGCCUUUAUUCUCUCUCUCUCUCUGUAAUCUAUAUUAUAUCUCUCUCUCGGUAAUAAUGGUGGUGACGAUGUUGUUAUCAUUAUGAGCAGAGUAUCUAGGAAUGCAAUACAUGUAGUCGUCGUGUGGUGUGCGUUGGAGUGGAAUAAAUAAAUGGUGGCGGUGCAAUCAGAA